Schizosaccharomyces osmophilus is the source of this 1050-nucleotide messenger RNA. RefSeq names its product ER sphingosine hydroxylase Scs7 (gene scs7). NCBI's taxonomy places the organism in Eukaryota, Fungi, Ascomycota, Schizosaccharomycetes, Schizosaccharomycetales, Schizosaccharomycetaceae. Gene Ontology annotation, biological process: lipid biosynthetic process; fatty acid metabolic process. Gene Ontology annotation, cellular component: endoplasmic reticulum; membrane. The coding region runs from base 1 to 1050 and encodes 349 amino acids. Gene Ontology annotation, molecular function: fatty acid 2-hydroxylase activity; iron ion binding. The record is from RefSeq and is a predicted model, not a curated record. The transcript is spliced from 2 exons.
AUGGUUAAUCUUCCUAAUACCUGUAUCAUCUUAUCAGAUGGUGUCGAAUAUGAUGUAACGAAUGGAAAUUUGGCCAGGCCCGAAUUUGCUGAAGUUGUCCAUCGUUAUCAAAAGAAGGACGUUGGUAAUCUUGCCAAGGGCAUUAGCGUCGACAAUCAAAAAGACGCAGAGAUAAUUCGCGAACUUUUGGAAAAUGGUUCGAAACCGGUCAAGAAUAAAGAGUUUAGUGAUCUAGUGGACCAAAACAUCGGCGAUGGUUACGGUAACGACUUUGUUGUGAAGCCUACCAAUAUUGAUAAGGAUUAUGAAAAGAAUCGAUUCUUGGAUUUGAAAAAGCCCAUGGUGCCACAGAUUCUUUUCAGCAAUAUGUCUAAAGAUGUAUAUUUGGACCAAGUUCACCGUCCUCGCCAUUAUAAUGGAAGCGGUUCUGCUCCUUUGUUUGGUAACUUUAUGGAACCUUUCAGUAAAACCCCUUGGUAUGCGAUACCUAUGAUUUGGAUCCCUUGCAUCACAUACUUUUUUAUGCAGUCUUGUACCGGUAUUCCUGUUCCUCUCGCCUUCACCAUGUUUUUUAUUGGUCUUGGUGUCUGGAGCAUUGUGGAGUACUUUAUGCACCGUUGUCUAUUUCACUUAGACGAGUAUACGCCAGAUCACCCCGUAUUCCUUACUUUACACUUUUUGUUCCAUGGUGUUCAUCACUUCUUGCCUGCUGACAGAUAUCGCCUUGUUAUGCCCCCGACGCUCUUCAUCUUCUUUGCUACCCCUUGGUACCGUUUGGUGCGUUUGAUUCUGCCUUACCAUUUGGCCAUUGCUGGUUUCUCUGGUGGUGUCUUUGGUUAUGUCUGCUAUGACUUGACUCACUAUUUUUUGCAUCAUAAGCGUUUGCCCCAUGGAUACUUCACUGAAUUAAAGACCUGGCACUUGGACCACCAUUACAAGGAUUACAAAACCGCCUUCGGCGUCACCAGUUCAUUUUGGGACCGCGUAUUUGGAACGCUUGGACCUUCUUUGACCAAUAAAGCCCCCGCAGACACUGUCAAAGUUAAGUAA